AUGUGUAGCAACUGCAGCAACUUGGAUCCAUUAUCGCUCAUUUUUGCUAUCUCAUCGGUGGAAAAAUCCGAGCUUGAUGGUAGCAGAAGCACAGCAGUCACAUCUCGCACGUACACGGGACGUUCAACGUCCGACACUGGCCAGAAAAAGAACUCAAGAAAAACAUCACCGUCGAGCAGUAAUUCAUCUGCUUCUCAACAAUGCUGUGCACGUGAGGAAAUCCAGACACCGGAAAAAUUAAUAGAUCUUGGCUGGAUCACGUUUUCACAUCCUUCGUAUUCCCUGGAUAUAAUGUCACUUGACAUUUUGGCAUUUGAAGCCUAA
Molecule: messenger RNA, 324 nt
Organism: Necator americanus (New World hookworm)
Lineage: Eukaryota; Metazoa; Nematoda; Chromadorea; Rhabditida; Ancylostomatidae
Exons: 2
Coding region: 1-324 (107 amino acids)
Source: RefSeq, a predicted model, not a curated record